AGAAACAAUUGAGAAAGCAGGUGAAUAUAUAAUUCAAAUACACCUAGCAUUUUAGCUGCUGAUUUGUGCAAUGUACAAUCACACAAUUCACAAUCCGUUUUCGUUCAAAAUGUUUUCUUGCAGAAGGCUCUGCAGUUAAGGAAAGAAAGAUUGAGAUUGGCGACAUUGAGAAAGCAGAGAGGGCAUCUCUGAUCACGCAAAUAUUCAGCUAUGUUUGUGCAUUACCGUGUUUGUGCAAUGUACGAUCACACAAGGAGAUAGAUGAGACAACCAAAGGAGAUGAACAAGCUGAUAAAAAACAGCAAGAAGAUACCAAGAGUGAGCGAAGUCUUAUGGAUGAUUUAUACUUCAAAAUAAUGAGUAAAGUGCUAGCAGCUCAGUAUAGCCAAGGAGAAAGGAAUGCUUUUCGCAUUCUUUAUAAUCAAUCUGCACGCAGUAAAAAGCUUCCACGAGAGUGGAAAUGUUUGAUGGCAUACCAUCGGCUAGUAUUUUAUAUUUUGUCUCUAAGCCCCGAUGUUGACCCAGUACAUGGAUGGCGGGUUCAACUUAUUGCAUGGAUUUUCGUAUGCUGGGAAUGGAGGCAACUCAUAACAACUAUUAUACAAGUAAGAUAAUUUCAUUACUGUGCUCAGUCAGUUAAUUUACUUAGGCUUAAAAUUUUACGAACCAGAAAUAAAAAUUCUUUGUAUUACUGACGCAGAAAUGGACAAAAGCUUGAGGUUUUAAGAAAUUGGAAAGCUGAAGAGGGGCCUUCUCUGAGAGAGAUUGUUGAGCAUUAUAUGGAUGAGAGGUGGCCAGCAGACAAGAAGAGAGCCACAAAAAAGAAGGAUGAUGCCAUUGACAGCCUCAGCAACACUGAAGAAUUCGAGAAGAAAAGUGACAACUUGCCAGAGAAAAACAUUACAACAAUUUCUAGCGAGGAAGUUCUAAGAAAGGUUUUGGAAGAGCAGGAGAAGACGAGGGAAGCUCUGAGAAAGGUUCAGGAGGAGAUGAGGGAUAUGAUCAAGAUGAUCAAGAAUAAAGUUUUUGAAGAGGAAGAAGACAAGAAAGGAGAAAGCUCUCUGCAACAGGGCACAGCAGUUAAGGAGAAUCAACCAAUAAUCAUCAAGAAAUUUUUCAUAGAGGAAGAAGACAUGGAAGGAGAAAGCUCACUGCAACAGUACACAAUGACUGAUGAGGAGGAGCGAGAAGAGUGGAAUAAGCUAAGACUUACAUUGCGCCUCUUCAAUAUUUCAAUGGAUGGCAUUCAAGCCUUCAAAAGAUUUAUGUUUAACUGCGAGCCUGGAUAUCUUCCAUGGCCACUGCCCAAAUAAGCCUACACCUCAACAAAUAUUCGUAUACAUUACGAAUUGAGGCAGGCA
Molecule: messenger RNA, 1361 nt
Organism: Cryptomeria japonica (Japanese cedar)
Lineage: Eukaryota; Viridiplantae; Streptophyta; Pinopsida; Cupressales; Cupressaceae
Exons: 3
Coding region: 780-1313 (177 amino acids)
Source: RefSeq, a predicted model, not a curated record